CGGUUGCCUUGGGCGCUAUCCACCAAUGCGCACUAGCCGCUAAAAUCAACUAGUCGUAUACUCUGCCGCGAAUUUCAGAGCCGCCGUCCGUUUUCCUCGCCACCCAAACAAAACUGCCAAGCAAGCACAGCAAAGCAAAGCAAAGCAACAGCGGCUGACCCCACCCCCUCCCCCUGCCGUACCUUUGCUGCGUUGCUGCUGACCUGAUCCCUGACUGGUUGCUGACUGGCCUUGGAGACGUCGUUACACUUGACACUUCUGCCAGCCAGUUAGGCGUAUCUAUCUAUCAGUGCCCCCACUCUCCCGCCCUCUCUGCAGUCGGUGGGUCACGGCUGCGCGUCCCUUCCGUUUUGGCAAACUUGCUCCAUCAUCAAGCCACUCGGGGGAGUGAUACCCUCCACCAACUUCACAGCAGCGCUGCGUUUUGGCAUCGUUCGUUGCCCGAGAGCGUGCGCGACAGCUUUGUACCUGGCCUCUUCCUAACUGGCCCACUCGGCCACUGAACCAAGGGCCCAGAACACACACACACACACACACACACACACACACACACGCACACACACACACACACACACACACACACGCACACACGCGCAUCACCAGCACACACACACACGCAUCACCAGCAACGACAACAACGACAACAACGACAACACACGCACACAUCACUGGCAACAACAAGGACACCAACAGCCAGUCCAGCUGCUCAGCUCAAGCAACAGCAGCAUGGAGAUCAACCCGCUCUACUUGGCCAUCAAGGCCUUUGUAUUCCUUGUGUGGCCACUGGUUGUGAUGAUGGUGCCAGCGCUGGUGGAGGAUCUGUCACACGGCGGCAACGCUGCGCUGAUUUUCUUCGCCCUGGUACCGCACUGGGUGCUUGCCGUCAUCUGGACAGGCAGCGCCAUCACAGACUGGUACGACAUUGACAGCGACAUCUUGUCGACGCAGGAGAUUGUGGUGGCUGCCCCCGUGUUUGGCGUGGUGCUCCCGGCGUUCAUCCUGGUGCCAAUACUGCGAGAGGUGGCGCUCUCCGAGCCAGAGUACAACGUGCUGCUGGGGACCACCAUCCUGCUGCCCGGCCUGUGGCUGCCGCUCAUCGCCGCCAUCUUCCAGACACCGAAAGUGCUCGAGUCUGAGGAGGCGUCGGCAAUGGGCAUGAAGAACGCCUACCGCGCCAGCUUCGAUAGCGUCGCCGUCAUCACCAACGAGAUGCGCAAGGGCUACUUUGGCUACCUGCUCGCCGUGGGCAUCCCGCUGGGCGUGUUCCUCCCCGUGUACAUCCACCACGGUGAUGAGAUGACGGGCGAGGGCCAGGCUGCGUUUAUGUUCUUCAUGCUGCUUGCGGGCUGCAUGUCGCUGCUGUACAACGUCGCCUAUCGCCUCGGCGUCGUCUUCCAUGGCACAGACCCGGGAUGCUCGCGCGCAUCCAGCAUCGCCAUUGUCAAGUUUGCGCUGUGCGCGCUGCUGGUGCCGCUGGUUGUGAUGUUGCCCGUGCUGCGGUCGGCGACCGUCUCCCAGGCGGCGCACGACGUGCUGCUGUCGUUCAACCUGGGCCUGCCCGCCCUCACCAUCCUCGACAUCAUCCGCCUCAAGUUCUACGAGAAGGACCGCCGCAUGUUCUACCAGCUCACCGCCGUCGCCGUGCUGGUGCUCAUCAUCCCCUUUUGCGUGCUGCUGCCCGCGCUGGUGGCUGCAGACAGCAUCUCCGAAGACGGCGAGACAGCCAUGCUUGUCCUCAUCCUCUCCCCGCUGUGCAUCCUGCUGGGCGCUGGCGUCGUGCUCACCGCCACCCACUUCCACAACCUGCCCUUCCACGUGCUGACGGUGCUGCUGUACCCGCCGCGCUGGGGGGAGGCCAUCUACGCGGCGGUGCUCCUGCUCAUCCCCGUCGCCGUCAUGCUCCCCAUCUACUUCCACGGCGGGCUGGCAUACACCCCGAGCCUCGUCUUCAUCGCGUACAUGGGCGCCAUCAUCUUCCUCCUCGCCACAGCCAUGCUCGUUAGCUGCUGCGUGCGUGCGCCGGGCGAGAUUGUGCGCCCGCACCUUCCCACCACCAGCCGUCUGCCCAAACCCCGCAGCGCGCGCACAGCGAGCACGGCGAGCACGGGCAGCACCAGCAGCAGCAAGCGGUCGCGCGCAGGCACGUCUUCGUCGCAGCGGUCGGCGCUCAAGGACAUGAUCUCCGGGCCGUCAAACUUUGAGCACAAGGCGGGCUUCAACAGCACCAUCACCCCUGGCAUCAACGGCGUGCACAGCGCUGACGACGUGGCCUCGGUGGCCACGGUAACAACAGCCGCCACAGAGGCAACAGCCGCAGCGAAGACGCCCGAGCAAGGCGAGCAGCAGCAGCAGCAGCAGCAGCAGCAGCAAAACGGCGCGGUGUUCCAGUACACGGGCCCUGCGAGUGCCGCGUUUGACGUGAAUGCGUUGGAGACGCGCAGCCGUGCCAACACGUACCAGCUGUCACGGACCAGCACGAUGGACAGCGUGCUGCUUGACGAUCGCCAAGCGCGGGCGCUGGCGGCGCGGGAGGCCAUGCGCCCCUCUGUUGAGAUGCCCGGCAUGCGCGCACCAGGCACAUUCCAGCCCAACGCGUGGUCGCAGCGGCCGAGUGGACAGGCGGAGGUGACGCAGGCCACGCUGCCACACGUGCCACAGCGGCCCACCUCACAAGAGAGCAGUGGCAGCGGCAGCGGCGGCGGCGGCGACGGUGCAGCCCAGCUGCGCAUGAGUGCGAGCGACUAUCGCAAGAGCGUCAUGGAGCGGCCGGACUCGACGUAUGAAGAGUCGCAGUUUGACAGCCGUGAGCUGCCUGAAGCGCGGCAGGAUUUGGUGGUUGAGGGCUGGGAGCCAACAGUGAUUUGGACGUACGACGAGACCAACGACCAGCUCCACAAGCAAGAAGGCGACUACCACGUGCAUGUGUAUGACACAGAGGACAUGCGGCAGGGUGACUACUUCAACUGCUACACGGCGUACCUUGAAGGCCUGGAGGAGGCGCACAUCCUGAAAUGGCCCCUGUACAACACAAUGCAGACGCAGACGGCGUGUCUGAUUGCAUUGCGCAAGCUCGCCCGCGCCCGCAGUGUCGCUGCGGCGUUCAACGCUGCCGUGGCAAACUUCACAUCACCGCCGCCGCAGCGGGUGGCGUUUGUGCAGACAAAGGCGCUGCAGCUGCCGGCGCGCACGGCCGCCAACGAGGGCGUGGACGAGAGCCCCUGGGCGCUGUGCGAGGUCGAUUUGGAGGACACGCCGGCACACCGCGACAACACGGCGGGGCUGCUGGACUACUUUUGCCUGUGGAACGACGCGUUUGGCGGGGUGGUGAGCGAGGAGGACAUGGACCCCGGGGACGCCGACGACGACCGGUCGUGGGUGGCGCGCUUUCACGAGCUCAACACCACUGCGCAGAGCCUGAGCUGCUUCAGCUACUUCUACAGCAAGCGGGCGUCGCUGCUGAUCAAGGUGCAGGGCGUGGGCACGACAUACACCAACCCCGACUUCCACUUCUCUGGCGGCUCCGAUCCGUAUUUCUCGCCCAACAAUCAGGGCGAUGAAGGCAUUGCCAACUUCUUUGCCUCGCACAAGCACACAGACAUGUGCAAGCAUGCGUUGCAAACGCUGCCGGGGUUUUCCGAGGACUGGCUUGGCAGUGGCUGAGAGAACAACUACGGUGCCUUGUGCUGUGUUGUUGUUGUGCUGUGUAUGCGUGUUGUUGUGUUGCGCUGUGUGCGUGUGUGUGUCACGUACUUGUGCCGCCUGUUGUGUGCUUGUGCUGUCCUUUGCGUUUUGCCCUGUCUCAAUGCCUGCUUUGCUUCAAGCAUAGUUGUACUCUUUCCUCUUUGUAUCUGGCUUUGAUGCUUUCUUGUAGCACGAGAUUAGCUGAGAAUGGUGUGGGUGUGAUAUUGUGUGGUGGUGCUCUGUUUGUUACUUGAUGGGUUGACAUGUGAUUUUUUUAAUACCAACGAACGCGUGCAGUAGACUUGUGGCGCAUGGUGCGUGGUGCGUGCGUGGUGCGUGGUGCGUGUUCAUUACAUGCUCUGGACUGGAAUCUGGCCUUGCUUGCUUGCCUUGUGUCCCUUCCAUUCCUCUUUGCUUGCUUGCAUGCAGUCGUGCACUGGUUGAUGAGAUGUAAAAUGUGUGACCGAAAAUGAAAUUACGGCUGUUGGGCCCAAAGCAAGC
Messenger RNA from Salpingoeca rosetta, 4182 nucleotides. RefSeq lists its product as uncharacterized. NCBI's taxonomy places the organism in Eukaryota, Choanoflagellata, Craspedida, Salpingoecidae. Bases 727 to 3660 code for a protein of 977 amino acids. Gene Ontology annotation, molecular function: protein serine/threonine kinase activity; ATP binding. The record is from RefSeq and is a predicted model, not a curated record. The transcript is spliced from 3 exons. Gene Ontology annotation, biological process: protein phosphorylation.